Messenger RNA from Gordionus sp. m RMFG-2023, 2318 nucleotides. RefSeq names its product mitoferrin-1-like. The transcript is spliced from 6 exons. Gene Ontology annotation, biological process: iron import into the mitochondrion. Gene Ontology annotation, cellular component: mitochondrial membrane. Bases 85 to 1491 code for a protein of 468 amino acids. Lineage: Eukaryota; Metazoa; Nematomorpha; Gordioida; Chordodea; Parachordodidae. Gene Ontology annotation, molecular function: ferrous iron transmembrane transporter activity. The record is from RefSeq and is a predicted model, not a curated record.
GAUGGAUACACGUCAUUCUAUUAUAACAUAAAAAUUAUAAUGAUAGAGAAACAAACCACGAUUUUGAAUUAAGAACCUGUAAAAAUGGAUUAUGAUGAUUAUGAAACUCUGCCACAAAAUACUACAGUAUACACCCAUAUGUUGGCGGGUGCUGCGGCUGGUAUUAUGGAACAUAGCUGUAUGUAUCCUAUAGAUUCUGUGAAGACCCGAAUGCAGAGUUUACUAUCCUACAAAUUAUAUGAAGGCAAAAACCUGCUCCAAAAUCUAUCCCAGAUUAUCAAAAACGAAGGUAUCUUGAGACCCAUUCGAGGUCUUAACGCUGUAGUCAUUGGAGCUGGUCCGGCGCACGCGCUUUACUUUUCCAGUUACGAAGCGAUCAAAAAAUUUCUGAUCACGCAAGAUUCGAAGGCUCUCGAUACUAAAAAUCAGGGUAUUAAUACUUGUUCUAGGACCCAUCAAAUUUUGGCUCAUGGAGCUGCUGGGGCUAUAGCCACGUUAUUACACGAUGCCAUUAUGAACCCGGUUGAAGUUAUAAAGCAAAGGCUUCAAGCCCUGAACUCGCCUUAUACUGGAGCCAUUAACUGCGCUAGCGCCAUUUUCAAAAAAGAAGGAUACGGUGCUUUUUAUCGCAGUUAUAGCACCCAAUUAACUAUGAAUAUCCCUUUUCAAACCACUCAUUUCGUCACUUACGAAUAUUGUCGCAAAAAAUUUUACAGACUUCGUUCCAAAGGCAACACCAAAAGAUAUAACAAGGGCGUAAGUAAAAAUAAAACUACAGACCCCGUUUUUUAUUAUGACCCGCUAUCACAUUUGAUGGCCGGAGGUAUAGCCGGGGGUAUAGCGGCCGCCAUAACUACCCCAUUAGACGUCUGUAAAACUCUGCUCAAUACUCAAGAAUUGAUUUUAUCUGUGGGCGAUAAUUCUACCAACAAAUCCCACCACUUUAGUGCUUCCCCUUCAGGAUGCUGCUCCCCUCAUUCUUCCAACCUUUCAUCACACCCCUCCAUAUAUGAAUCCUCUAAUAAAAGUUACCAGGAUAAAAAUAAAAUUUCUAAUCCUAACAUCACAGAGCAGAACAAUACUAAAACAGGUACCAAUAACAUUACUUUCAUCAAAAGAAGGCAAACCAGCAACCUAUAUUUACUAUCCCACAACUUCAAAAAAUACAAUAUGAUAACCUCUACUACCAUUAAAACGUGCGUUACCGUCCUAUCGACUAGUUCUCGCGUACUUGGAGCGCCUCGCGAUAAUUCUUCCUCUACCUUUAACCAAGUUAACUUCAAUAAAAAUCUUCAUAACGAUAAUAAAAAAACGCAGACAUCUAUCAAUGGCUUAAUGCAGGCCGCUAAAAUGGUUUAUAAAAUAAGAGGGUGGAGAGGUUUUUAUCAAGGUCUACAAGCCCGAUGUAUAUAUCAAAUGCCCGCCACCGCUUUUUCUUGGUCCGUCUACGAAUUUUUUAAAUAUUUUUUGACGUCUAAGAAACAUAAUUGAGUUCCGAUUUCGCGCACAUUUAUUUUUUUUUAAUAUAUCAGUAUUGAUUUUCGCUCUCUUUGACUAAAAUUCAAUAAAUAGUUUUUUGGACCUUUUUAAGGAAUUAAAAAGCAAAAUGAUAGACAACUAUAUUGCUAACAAAAUUCCAUAAUAUAGAGAAAAUAAUAGUUAAAUAAAAAGUUUUUUAUAUUAAAAUAUUUUUGGUUAGAUCACUUUUAGUUAAUCUUUGAUUAUAAUAUUUCAUAUAUUAGUGUGUGAAAAUUUAAUUUAUUUAUACAUUCUUGAGAAAUCUGUUUAAAAUAUAAACAAUGCUAAAAAAUAUAUAUAUUAUAUAAAUAUUAUUUAACAUGCUAGACGUCUAUAAUACUAAAGAACUUUAGUCUUAUUGAAUUGUUAUAUAGUGAUUAUAUACAACUCAACGAUUACAAUUAUCAAACAAAAUUAUGUUAUAUUCUUGUAUUUAUUUUUUUCUGCCACAAAUAUAAAUUUUAGUUUUUUUUUCAAAAAAUAUUGAAAUGAUGUAUACACAUAAACAUUGCUAUACGCACAAACCAUUUUGGUAUUUUUUUGUUAUCUCAAUUAAAUUUUAUAGCCUAUUAAGUUCUUCUUAAAAUUAAGACACUCAAGCUAUUCAGAAUAUUAUUUUUUUUAAACUUUAUAAAGAUUACGAAUUGCUAAAAUUGAAACAAAAAUUAUCUUGUUUUUUUCAAUUAUUGGUAUAUUUUAAAAUUUUGAAUCUAAAUUUUAUUAUCGAUUAAAAUUUAUAUAUAAAAUAUAUACUCUAUAUUGUAAAUUCGUUUUUUUGACAACUUUUCUAUCAUGAAUUA